This is a messenger RNA of Akanthomyces muscarius, 432 nucleotides long. RefSeq lists its product as uncharacterized. The coding region runs from base 1 to 432 and encodes 143 amino acids. The transcript has a single exon. NCBI's taxonomy places the organism in Eukaryota, Fungi, Ascomycota, Sordariomycetes, Hypocreales, Cordycipitaceae. The record is from RefSeq and is a predicted model, not a curated record.
AUGUGCGUCGAAUACAUCUACUUCACGCCCUACCUCUGCCAGCACCUGACCUGCGACGGGUCCAGCGUCAGUGUCUCGGGCGACUGCCGGAGCUGCGGCGAGGUCAAGCAGGUGCGUCUGCGCAAGGAGAUCGGCGCGCCGACGACGCCGUGCCAGUGGUGCCGCGACCACGGCGUCUGGGUGCUGCACGAGGGCCGGUGGAUGACGCGCCGCGAGAGCAACGCCUGGAAGGAGAUUGCCGAGCAGAAGCAGCAGAUUGACCGCUGGGUGGACGGGUACAUGGAGGAGCGGCCGCCUGCGGGGGGCGGGGAGAGGAGGCAGCUGUCGGCCGAGGAGACCAUCGAGCGCGUGACGGCGGCGUUUGAGCGCCAGAGGGCGGCAGAGCAGGCGAAGAAGGACGAGGACGUGCUGCCGAGCAUCGAGGACCCGUAG